Messenger RNA from Penicillium crustosum, 474 nucleotides. RefSeq lists its product as uncharacterized. Bases 1 to 474 code for a protein of 157 amino acids. The record is from RefSeq and is a predicted model, not a curated record. NCBI's taxonomy places the organism in Eukaryota, Fungi, Ascomycota, Eurotiomycetes, Eurotiales, Aspergillaceae. The transcript is spliced from 2 exons.
AUGGGACCAGAGUCUGACUCGGACUAUCGACCGUCUUCGCCUCUAUCUGAACCCCCCAUAGAAGAAGGUCGUCUACAAGUUUCCAACCUACCGGAUGUGCCCCAUCAGAUGUACGACACCGUACGGGGUCGCCAAACUCGCCAGGCUCCGAUACAAACCAAGCAGGGCGAAAGGAUCGCAUCAGUCAAGUCACAUUCUCCCCAUCUAUUCGGCAAGAAGGUAGAAACGAUAGAAGUGGCCAGUCACAACGCCACGAUGCGCAAUUUUGCACUCAGCAAUGAUCUCAAACAUCCUAUCAAUGCGGAGGAUUUACUGCAUAUAUUGAAAGUUCAACUAGACGAGAACCUUGACAAAGAUUGCACGCCUUUUGGAACAUGCGGGUCAUACGGUGCGCUACUUAAACUUACAUGCGUCGCUUAUGAUUAUACAGUCGUUGGAAAGGGAACGACUGCCGGACACUGGGAGCAAGUCUAA